Toxorhynchites rutilus septentrionalis is the source of this 831-nucleotide messenger RNA. RefSeq names its product general odorant-binding protein 56d-like. Gene Ontology annotation, biological process: sensory perception of smell. Gene Ontology annotation, molecular function: odorant binding. The transcript is spliced from 3 exons. Bases 94 to 519 code for a protein of 141 amino acids. Lineage: Eukaryota; Metazoa; Arthropoda; Insecta; Diptera; Culicidae. The record is from RefSeq and is a predicted model, not a curated record.
GCGGAUUUAGCAUUCAGUUUAUCCCGAGACGUGAUCAGUUGAAAACGCUUUAACGCUUGCGUUUGAACAACCGCGGUUAACAUUCUCAGCAACAUGACAUCAUCCAGGCUGUUACGUGUUUCGAUUAUCGUUAUUAUUGUGGCCAUCGGUGCGAUUGUGCAUGAAUCACACCAACAAGACGUUACCAAUCUACCCGAUAUCGAGGGCUACAGGUUGCAUUGCAUCGAAGCCAGUGGCAUCACGGAAUCCGCCGCCAAAAAGCUACAAAGUGGGGUUGAAAUCGCCCAUCCCGAUCAAGCUACUAAGUGCUACGUUCAGUGCUUCUUCCAACGGCUUGCGUUGAUGAACAAAGUUGGCGUAGUGCAGAAGGGCAAACUGAUUAAAUUCCUCACCAAGGUGAUGGAGGAGGAACAGGCAAAGUCGAUAGUGGACAAGUGCGACGCCAGGCGGACAAAUCCGUGCGACACGGCGUACGAUAUGUUCAUCUGUUACAGGCAGAACAAGGCGAAAUUGCUUUGAGAGAGUAAUACGUAGUUGACCACUAUCGUGGCCUUGGUGAUGGAUUAACACGUGCGCUGCGUGAUUCAAUUGUGUGUAAGGAAUUAGAUCGUGAUUGAUGCUCUCAUCGACCAACUAACUUGCACACUACAUAGAAACUCUAGUGAGAACAUGCAACGCAAAUAAUCAUUCCCCUUUCAUCUCAUCCUUUUGAUACCCAAAACAUGCGGAGUGUUCCUUCGGUGCAUCGAAAGAACAAGAAACGCAUCCACUUCCUGCUUAUCAUGUUGCUCUGUGAAAAACAAAUUCACGAAUAAAUUAUCAAAAAAUGUC